UUGAGGUUGAGGAAAAAAAAGUAUAAUAGCAGUAGCAUGGGUUGUAACGCCUAUAAUCAUAAUCCCGUUGUAGUUCCAAAAAAUGCUCUACAACCACACUUCCUCGAUGUCAUUGCCUUCCCCAUUGUACCUGAAUACUACGUCGUUUCGCCUCACGCGCCAAUCUCCUUUUCCUUUUCCCCGCCGGCGCUUCAAUCCACCGGCUUUCCGAUCAGUUUCGCCGUUGAGUUCCAGCCCCUCUGCAUCACUCUUCGAUCUCAGAGGGGGCAAAGGAAUGAGUGGAUUCCAUGACGUUGAACUGAAGGUGCGCGACUAUGAGUUGGAUCAGUACGGUGUGGUUAACAAUGCAGUUUAUGCUAGUUAUUGCCAGCACGGUCGUCAUGAACUCUUGCAAAACAUUGGUAUUAAUUGCGAUGCUGUGGCUCGCAGUGGUGAUGCAUUGGCAUUGUCUGAACUAUCGCUCAAAUUCCUUGCACCUCUAAGAUUCUGUUUUCCAAUAUUUGUUCUCAUAAUAAGAACAUGCAACCAGAGUGGAGACAAAUUUGUUGUAAGAGUUAGGAUUUCUGGCUCUUCAGCUGCUCGUUUAUACUUUGAUCACUUCAUCUAUAAGCUGCCAAACCAAGAGCCUAUUUUGGAAGCCAAGGCCAUAGCGGUGUGGCUUGACAAAAACUAUCGUCCUAUACGAAUUCCAGCAGAGAUGAAGUCUAAAUUUGUAAAGUUUAUUCGAAUUGAGGACUCUUAAUUCAGUUACCAGUUGAGUAUAGCUUAUUGGUUAAUAGAGCAUUAAGAAAGGUAAUUAUUUAUGUACUUAUCUUCAAUUUAGCUUGUGAGUGAGGAAGGAGGUAACACGUCUCUGUAAUGGAUCCAGUAAAUUAUGUGCAGCAAUAUUUUUAAACUAUAACUGUUAUAUUCAUGAUGCUCAGUAAUAAAGAAUGUGUUCUUCCUUUAAAA
This is a messenger RNA of Glycine soja, 951 nucleotides long. RefSeq names its product acyl-acyl carrier protein thioesterase ATL3, chloroplastic. The transcript is spliced from 5 exons. The record is from RefSeq and is a predicted model, not a curated record. NCBI's taxonomy places the organism in Eukaryota, Viridiplantae, Streptophyta, Magnoliopsida, Fabales, Fabaceae. Gene Ontology annotation, cellular component: chloroplast. Bases 83 to 742 code for a protein of 219 amino acids. Gene Ontology annotation, molecular function: fatty acyl-[ACP] hydrolase activity.